AAGCAGUGCAUCAUGUUUGGAGAGGCAAGGUACAAGCCGAGGCAAAACUCACACCAAGGCCAGUUUGCGAGAAAGCGAGAGAAAGAGAGGAGAUGGGAGCAAUCUGUUGAGGGUAUCGCCGCCACAGACAAGGUCAUCGCGUUCGCCAACUGGGAAAACAAGACGGCCGGCGCGAUCGCCUCUCGAGCGGGCGCGGAUCGAGUGCGGAGCUUGGAAGGAGCCGACGCCGAUGCGCUGCUGGCGCGGAGGCGCCGCGUGGCCGACCUUUACAACCGGGAGAUGGAGCAGUGGGAACACGAGAUUCUCAAUAGCGCGGAGACCAUGGAGGAGCGAAAAACGCGCAUCCUAGAGAAGGCCACCAAGCUCAAGAACGCCAGGGAGGCUGCAAGGCGUAACUAUGUCCAGGAGUGCUACGACCGCCAGUGGCGCGAUGCCUGCGACGACGCUCGCACCCUCGACUCGAAGGCGAACACGGAGUGGGAGAACGCAAGGCAAGAGGAGUUGCACAUGGCAAAGAUUCGCGAGCGCAUCGCCUACCUGGAAGCACAGGAGAAAGCCGCCAACGAAAAGAGGGAAAGGAGGAACCAGCUCAUGCGCAGCGACCUCAACACGCAGGUGGCGUACAACGCCGACCGUCGUCGACAGCUGUGGGAACAGACCGCUCGGGACGACCUGAAAGAGCUCAAUGAGCUCAGGGCGAUCGUCAGGGCCGAGCAAGAGAGGGCGGAGGCGAAAAAGAAAGAGGCCCACGCGCGCGGGGCAGAGGUGCGAGACUUCAACGAGGCCAGGCGCGAGAUGCGUGUGGUGGCGGCGGAGCAGGCUCGCGAGCAGGACCUGGUGUUGCUGGAGUACGCGAUCGAGAAGGACAAGGCCGGGGAGGCGGAGGAGAAGGCGAAGAAGGAGGAGGAAAAGAGGGUGCUGCGCCAGUACAACGAGUAUCUCAAGGAGCAGAUGGCCAAGGAGGCCGCAGACGAGGCUCAGUACGAUGAGAUCAGACAGGAGGCGGAGUCUCGCAUCUGGGACCAGAGGGACGCGCAGCUCAAGGCCCAGAACGACGCUAGGGAGGCCCUCAUGAAGCAGGUGCACCGUGGUCGGCAGGAGCAAAUCCGCCUCAAGGCGCUCCGCGACGACGAGCAGCUCGCCACCGACUUGGAGCAGGCAAGGCUCGACAGGGAGAGUUUCCUGGCGGAGGAAGAGCGGGAGAGGGAGAAAGAAAUGCGCAAACGCCAGGAGCUGCUAGACAACACCGCCAAACUCAGGGAGCAGAUGGCGGGCGCCCGUGCCCGAGCGGAGAGGGAGCAGCAGGAAGAGUAUCUUAGGGUGAAGCAGAUGGAGGCAUACGAGAGACGGCACAGGGAGCGCCUGGAGAAGCAGGCGGGUGUGGUCGUCACACACCACCCCCUGAAGCACACGCAGUGGUAUACGUGAAAGUCGCAC
Molecule: messenger RNA, 1437 nt
Organism: Ectocarpus sp. CCAP 1310/34
Lineage: Eukaryota; Phaeophyceae; Ectocarpales; Ectocarpaceae
Source: the annotation of a GenBank genome assembly